CUCAGUAUUUCAAAACUAGCAUUUCCAUUUUGGACAUGAAGCACUAUUUGAUUCAAGGAAAUAUUCUGCUGACAUUCACAACUUUUAUUUUUAUUCAGAAAUUAACAGAAAUGUUGUUUCGAAGGAGAGCAAUAGAAAUAAAUGGAAUAACUGUUUAAAAUGUUUUAAACUAAAAACAAACUACUUCUAUAUUCUAUAAAAAUUAACCGACUGCGUUACUUUUUCACGAAAUCCGGCUGGGGAGUGCUGCCAAUUGCUUUUAUUUAAACUUCAUCACUUUGACAGUUUUAGAAAAUCAUUAAUCUACUAAAUAAGAGUUUAAAGGUACACGGUAAAAGGUUUCUGAUUAUUAGUUAUUGUAAUUAUUAAAUAUAUAGAUUUAUGCAGAUUCGUAUUAAAAAACGACUCUUAGCACUAAAUUCCUCGUGGAGUAGAGAACAUCAUUUACGGUGACAAAUAUUGUGUCCACCAUCUAACUUACAGUACCUGAUUGCUUUGAUGUGCAUAUGAAAGUAAAACCUCUACACACGCAUAUAUAUUUAUAAUUUACUAUCACUUGGUGAAUAUAAAUCUACGGAACACAUUUAAUCUAAUAUUGCACGCUUCACACAACAAAUGGAGUCCAAAGAUGAUUUUACCCGGCGUUAUCGCCAUGCGGGAGAUCUAACGGAUGAGCCACCGAUUCGUGAGUUUGCAGAGAUUACUAUUCCUGUACCUUGGGGUCAUUUAUCCGGUAAAUGGUUUGGCCCCCAAAACUGCCAACCCGUACUAGGCCUGCAUGGUUGGCAAGAUAAUGCUGGCACAUUUGACUUACUUAUGCCUCUUUUGUCACCAGAGGUGCCGUUCCUUUCGAUUGAUCUACCCGGUCAUGGACUCUCAUCUCGACUGCCAAAUGGUUGCUACUACAAUUUGGUUGACAAUUUAUACGUAAUAUUAAUUGUAAUGAAGCAAUAUAAUUGGCAAAAAGUCUCCUUAGUCGGUCAUUCUAUGGGCUCUAUCAUUGCAUUUGUAUUCGCCGCUGUUUUUCCGGAUAAAGUGGACAUGGUUAUCGGUAUUGAUGCACUAAAACCACAUCAACGUCCACCCGCCAGUGCUAUACGCACAGUGGAAACGCGUAUGCGUGAGUUUGUAAAGGAGGAUGAACGUAAUCGAUCUCAGGAAGAGCCACCAAGCUAUUCCUUUGACGAACUCAUUGAACGCAUUUUUAUUGGCACAUUCCAUUCCAUUAAUAAAGACCGUUGUAAACAUAUGUUGGCACGCAACAUACAAAAAUCGGAAAAAUAUCCCGAGAAGUAUUUCUUUAGUCGAGAUCGUCGCCUGAAGUUUUACAAUUAUUUGGUUGGAUCACAGGAACUUUGUGUAGAAAUGGCUAAACGUAUACAGUGUCCCUAUUUAUUCAUUAAAGCGCGUCAUUCAAGUUAUUUCGAGGAUAAGAAGUAUUAUGAUGAAGUAUUAGCAAUUUUGCAAAUGAAAUCGAGUUUUGAAUAUUCGGAGGUGGAUGGAUCCCAUCAUGUGCACAUAAACCAUCCUGAACGCAUUAGUGAGCAAGUAAAUGAUUUUAUAAAUCGUUAUGGCCCGCUGGCAAAGCAAAAAGCCACAACUCCGAGCAAACUAUAAAUAUGAAAGUUUUAAAUCUGAAAUGUGUUAUAUAUUUUUUGUACAAGUAUAUGUAUGUAUAUGUGAUUAGUCGUAAAAGAUUUGUGAUAAUUAUUGGGACUUAAGUUUUAUCACAAACAUCAAAAUCAAGAAGCUUUACAUUAUGUCAUGUUCAGUCAAAACCAAACUCGACUAUAAGCUAAUAAAUAUAAAAUCUGUCUUUUCAGACUUUAAUAUUUAGUUUAUUUUACUUUGUACAUACAUACAUAUGAGCAAGAAAAAAGGUAAAGUUUCUUUAUGUAAAUAGUCCAAGACUAAUAAUUGUGCUGAAGUGUUGUAAUUUGUAUUAUUUGUUAAAGCUGUAUUGUAAUCAAAAUCCGCCAAAAAAGCAGACAUAUCUAUGUAGAUAUUUUGUCACUGAAAUAAAGACCUUUUUCUCGUCUAAGCAUGUAAUUUGUAUGAUAAUAAAAUAACAUUAAUGUAGUUUGAAAA
This is a messenger RNA of Anastrepha ludens (Mexican fruit fly), 2088 nucleotides long. RefSeq names its product probable serine hydrolase. Lineage: Eukaryota; Metazoa; Arthropoda; Insecta; Diptera; Tephritidae. The transcript is spliced from 3 exons. The record is from RefSeq and is a predicted model, not a curated record. Bases 616 to 1617 code for a protein of 333 amino acids.